GAGAGAGAGAGAGAGCUAAUAGAAAUUCCUUUAAGCUCAAUAAUUCAAGUAAUCUUGGGCAUCACUCUGUGGACUCUGGUCUAUAGAAAGGACAGUAACCGAAUGCAAACAAGUGCUUUCAGCAUAUUCCACCACCAGACUGUCCCAUGGCUCUCAUCUCUUGCGAUUUGUAAGCCGCAAACAAAUCCUGAGGUGGGAAAGUGGCACUACAAAUGGCAGCUCUCGGGCGUCUGCAGAAUUCAUUCUUGGUGGCCAGUACCCCAGUGCAGCUUAUAGGAGUCUGAUAAGUCAAUCAGAAGGAAAUAUCAGCAAUGGCAACUGUGGCUGCAGCUUCAAACUUUGCAUCAACAAGUUCACUAGUCAACUAUGGAGUAACUUCUGGAGCAGAGUCUAAAGCAAAACUGGGACGAAUGUUCAAGUGUACCACGGCUCACGAAGGGUUAAGACCCUUGAACCAAGUAGAUGAGCUGCGUGUCAAAAUCUGGCAGGCUAGAAGUUAUAAAACAUUUAAGAGUAGGUAUGCGAGGAGUUCAGGAAUCAUUGUUUGUGGAAGUGGGAUGAAUUUGGUAUUUGUUGGAACAGAAGUAGGUCCCUGGAGCAAAACUGGUGGACUUGGAGAUGUUCUUGGAGGUCUGCCACCUGCAAUGGCGGCCAAUGGGCAUCGUGUGAUGACUGUCUCUCCUCGUUAUGAUCAGUACAAAGAUGCCUGGGAUACAGAUGUUAUAGUUGAGCUUAAAGUGGGAGAUCAAAAGGAAAAGGUCCGCUUUUACCAUUGCUACAAAAGAGGAGUUGAUCGCGUUUUUGUGGAUCACCCAUUGUUUCUUGAAAAGGUGUGGGGGAAAACUAAAUCCAAAAUUUAUGGGCCCAUUGCUGGAGACGAUUACAAGGACAAUCAAGUUCGAUUCAGCCUGCUAUGCCAGGCAGCUCUAGAAGCACCAAGGGUUCUAAAUCUUAACAGCAGCAAAUAUUUCUCUGGACCUUAUGGUGAAGAUGUUGUGUUCAUUGCCAACGACUGGCACACUGCCCUGAUCCCUUGUUACCUGAAAACAAUUUACAAGCCCAAAGGCAUAUAUAAAAGUGCUAGAGUUGCCUUCUGCAUUCACAACAUUGCUUACCAGGGCAGAUUUGGCUUCACAGAUUUCUCACUUCUCAAUCUCCCAGAUGAAUUCAAAAGCUCUUUUGAAUUUGUUGAUGGGUAUGAAAAACCAGUUAAGGGAAGGAAAAUUAAUUGGAUGAAAGCUGGAAUUUUAGAAUCAGACAAGGUUUUUACUGUCAGCCCAUACUAUGCCCAAGAACUCGUCUCUGGCGUUGAAAAAGGAGUGGAAUUGGAUAACAUCCUUCGCAAAACUGGCAUUACAGGAAUUGUGAAUGGCAUGGAUGUCCAAGAAUGGAAUCCGUUGACUGACAAAUAUGUAGGCGUCAAAUAUGAUGCUUCAACUGUGACGGAUGCCAAGCCUCUGUUGAAGGAAGCCCUCCAAGCAGAAGUGGGAUUGCCGGUGGAUAGAAACAUCCCCGUUAUAGGCUUUAUUGGUAGGCUUGAAGAGCAGAAAGGUUCAGAUAUUCUUGUAGCAGCUAUUCCCCAUUUUAUCAAAGAGAAUGUUCAAAUAAUUGUCCUUGGGACUGGUAAGAAACCGAUGGAGAAGCAGCUUGAACAGCUGGAGACAAUAUAUCCUGACAAGGCCCGAGGAGUGGCAAAAUUCAAUGUUCCCCUGGCUCAUAUGAUCAUUGCCGGUGCUGAUUUUAUAUUGGUUCCUAGCAGAUUUGAGCCCUGCGGUCUGAUUCAAUUACACGCCAUGCGUUACGGAACUGUACCUAUUGUCGCCUCAACUGGUGGAUUGGUUGAUACUGUUAAAGAAGGUUUCACUGGAUUUCAGAUGGGAGGCUUCAAUGUUGAAUGUGAUGCUGUGGACCCUGCGGAUGUGACUGCUGUGGCAACAACUGUGAAAAGAGCCCUCACAGCCUAUGGAACUCCAGCUUUCACUGAGAUUAUAAAGAAUGUCAUGGCUCAAGAGCUCUCCUGGAAGGAACCCGCUAAAAAGUGGGAGAAAGAGCUGCUGAGUUUGGGGGUCGAUGGAAGUGAAUCUGGCAUAGAAGGCGAGGAAAUAGCUCCCCUCGCCAAGGAAAACGUUGCAACCCCCUGAGAUUAUCGAUCUAUAAUAAAUCGAACUUGUGUUCCCUUAAUAAACCUUGGACGACAGCAGAAGGCAUAAUCCAAAUCCUAACACACAAGAUGUUCUACUGCUCGUCUAAAAGAGCUGCCAGAUUCGUUGUUAUUCUCACCAAAAAUUGUUUUGGGGGUAUAUAUCAAGUUGUUUUGGAACGUAAUGCUUGGCCAAACAAUGUGAAAUAACAUGUCUUAUGACAGACUUCAAUAGGCGAAGCCUGAACAAAUUCCUGUAACUUGGAGAAUAAAUAUAGCAAUUCCUAAAACCAUUGCUCAUUUCCAUUCCACCUCAG
This is a messenger RNA of Corylus avellana, 2457 nucleotides long. The record is from RefSeq and is a predicted model, not a curated record. NCBI's taxonomy places the organism in Eukaryota, Viridiplantae, Streptophyta, Magnoliopsida, Fagales, Betulaceae.